AUGGCGCUGCCCGUACAUGGCCGGGGAAUCACCUUCUACAUUGAGCAUGCCCAAGGGAGUGACUGGGAUGAGGCAAGGGAUCCCCCUGAUGACAUCCUUGACAUUAACCAAGAGCUGAUUUUUCCAGGGGCGCCAGAAAGCAGUUUUCUGAUCGAGGGGGAUAUCGUCAAAGCGAGUCCUUUCAGGCUGUUCCCAUCUGCCAACCCAAGAUGGCCAAAGAAGAGAGGGAUUGUCCAAAUUCCCUAUGUAAUCUCCUACAAAUAUGACGAAUCCAGCGUGAAGAUACUCAAGGGAGCAUUUGAAGACUUUUCAAAGUUCACGUGCAUCAAGUUUGUCCCUUACUCCAACCAGAGAGAUUUCAUUGCCAUUGCCCCGCUCUCUGGCUGCUUCUCCAGUGUUGGGCGCAUUGGUGGGAUGCAGGUGGUUUCCUUAGCACCCGCUUGCCUCCGCAAGGGGAAGGGGGUGGCACUGCAUGAGCUCAUGCAUGUCGUGGGCUUCUGGCAUGAGCACUCCAGAGCAGACCGGGACAAGUACAUCAGCAUCUCCUGGGAUGAAAUCUUGACUGGCUUUGAAAUAAACUUCAUGAAGUCUUGGAAUACCAACAUGCUGGUGGAUUAUGACUACUCCUCUGUAAUGCACUAUGGCAGGAAUGCCUUCAGCAUGUCUGGCUCACCCACCAUAACACCACUCUCCAGUUCCCUGACCUUUCUUGGACAAAGGUGGAACCUGAGCGAUUCAGAUGUUGCCAGAGUCAACAAGCUUUAUAAAUGUUCUCAGGCUGCAGCACAGCCAGAGGCAUCUACCAAGGGAGUCAUCAAAGAGAAUGUAAUGGACUUCAUGCCAAGUGAACCUAAGCCCCAUACAACGCAAAACAAAUCCAAAGUAUCUACUACCUGGAAUCUCAGUUCUAUAGUGUCUUCCAAGGAAAUGCCUCUGGGGACCAUCACACCAUCAAGCAAGGUUGCUGACCCGCUGAAACAAGACACAAAACUUCAUGGUUGCAACAACCAAGCAACACCAAAGUCUAUGGCCCUAGUGCCCACGUUCCAGGAUGGGGCCCCUUUGCAGAUCUACACGGGGAAGAAUUGGAACACACUUUAG
This is a messenger RNA of Podarcis raffonei (Aeolian wall lizard), 1101 nucleotides long. RefSeq names its product astacin like metalloendopeptidase (gene ASTL). Gene Ontology annotation, molecular function: zinc ion binding; metalloendopeptidase activity. Gene Ontology annotation, biological process: proteolysis. Lineage: Eukaryota; Metazoa; Chordata; Lepidosauria; Squamata; Lacertidae. Bases 1 to 1101 code for a protein of 366 amino acids. The transcript has 10 exons. The record is from RefSeq and is a predicted model, not a curated record.